UGUUAAUCAUUUAAACUCUCUAAAUCUCCCUCUCUCCCCACUCAGUCUCACUCUCUCAUCACUCUCACUUUCUCAAUCACCCUCUCACUCUCUCACUCUCGCUAUCAGCUCACUCUAACUCUCCCGGCCACACGCUCUCAAUCUCUCUCUCAGUCUCGCUCUCGCUCUCAAUCUCGCUCUCGCUCUGUACUCUCACUCUCGGUCUGCAUCUUCAGCUUGGAAUCACAAGGGCACCAUCAAACAACAUUUUCUUUGGGCAUAAUUAUUGAGGCUAGCUGCUCCGCACUUGUUGAUGCCACCACCGUUCUAAGCAAGACAUUACCACAGCUCCCUCUUCUCACUUUCAUUACUCCACAAACCCAUCUACAUUUCCUGAAAGAAAGAAAAAACUAUGGCGGAAGGAGCUUUGUUCGAUCUUGCAGGGAACGUCCUAAAACUGCUGGGCUCUGUCAUUGUUGAAGAGGUCAAACUGGCCUCUAGUGUUGAAACUGAGAUUAUAGAACUAACCAACACAGUCUCCACAAUCCGCGAUGUGCUUCUGGAUGCAGAAAAGCAGAGUUCUCAUAACCAUCAGAUCAAAGACUGUCUCAGUUGGCUCAAAGAUGUCCUCCAUGAUGCUGAUGAUUUGCUGGAUGAUUUCUCCACCGAAGUUAUGCGCCGCAAAAUGAUGACAAAGAAGGUACGCCUUUUCUCUGCAUGUUCAAACCCACUUGCUUUUAGUCCUAAGAUGGGCCGUGAAAUAAAGGCAAUUAGGGAGAAAAUAAAUGCCAUAGCAAUAUUAAAGGAGGAUUUUCACUUUAAUCAAAGCUUGGUUGAGCCACGAGUCAUGACUAGGUGGGACACAGUAACUAUUUCUUCUGUACUCGACGAUGAAGUUAUUGGGAGAGAGGAUGAUAAGAAAGAGAUUAUGGUACGUCUUUUUGAUGGCAGUGUUGUAGAGAAUAUUUCUAUCAUUCCAAUUGUUGGUUUCGGAGGAUUGGGCAAGACAACACUAGCUCACCUGGUAUACAAUGAUAAAAUUGUCCAACAAGAAUUUGAGAUAAAACUUUGGGUUUGUAUCUCUGAUGACUUUGAUGUACAACGGAUUGUCAAAGAAAUUUUGGAACAGUUGACAGAUGAGAGACUUAAAGAAAGCUUUGAGAUGCUGCAAACUCAGCUUCGAGAAAAGCUUAAUGGAAAAAAAUACUUGAUUGUCUUGGAUGAUUUGUGGAAUGAGGAGAGUGAUAAAUGGCUUCUCUUGAGAAAUUUGUUAAUGGGUGGUGCAAGGGGAAGUAGGAUAAUAGUGACCACACGCUCAGAAAAUGUAGCGAGGAUAACAGGGGCAACUUCAUGGCAUGCUCUAAGAGGCCUACCUGAAGAACAGGCUUGGUGUUUGUUUGUGAAAGUAGCAUUUGAAAAUGGUCAAGUGCCAAAGAAUGAAGCCUUUCUAAGUUUGGGUAGGGAGAUUAUGCAGAAGUGUGCUGGGGUACCUCUAGCCAUAAGGACGAUAGCAAGCUUGCUACGCACCAAAGCUACAGAAAAUGAGUGGCGAUCCUUCAAAGAUUAUGAACUCCCAAAAAUGACUCAAAAUGAUGAAAAUGUUAUUUUAUCAUCGCUUCAGUUGAGUUAUGAUUAUCUACCAUCAUACUUAAAACAAUGCUUUGCUUAUUGUGGAUUGUUUCCAAAAGGUUAUAGGAUUAAUGUAUAUACACUUGUUAAUCUUUGGGUAGCAAAUCGAUUUAUUGUGUUAGAAGAUUCAAAACAGUGUUUUGAGGAUGUUGGUAGAGGAUAUUUUAUGAAAUUACUUUGGAGGUCAUUUUUCGAUGAUGUAGAAAGUGAUGGAUUAGGCAAUAUUAAAUCUUGUAAAAUGAAUAAUCUCGUGCGUGAUCUUGCAGUUAGAGUGUCUGGAACAGAAAUUGCCGUAAUCAAUUCAAGUGGGAAUAAUGUUAAUAAUGAAGUUCGUCAUGUAUUAUUAAAUCUUGUGAACUCAUCAAUGCCAUUUUCAAUCCUCAUGCAUAAUGGAAGUAAGGUACGCACAGUUCUAAUAUCUAGUGUAUGGGGGAACUUGGGUAACUUAACUUGUGAUGCACUCAUUUCAAAUUUGAACUAUUUACGCGCUUUGGAUUUGAGUUAUCUAGAACUACAUGUAGUUCCACGUUCAAUUGGGAAAUUGAAGCAUUUAAGAUAUCUUGAUCUUUCUGGAAAUUAUUAUAUUAAAAUUCUCCCUAAUUCCAUUACUAAGAUGCUGAAUUUGCAGACACUAAUACUAGAAAGUUGUCAUUCACUUGGAGAAUUACCCAGGGGCAUUAAAAAGUUGGUCAAUCUCAGGUAUCUAGAUAUUACAAAUUGCGACGAAUUGACUAAUGUGCCCCUUGAAAUCAAACACCUUACUUCUCUUGAGAUAAUACUACCAUGCCUUGUUGUGAGAAUGGGAAGUUCCAAGGGUAAGUCCAUUGGGCCAAGUGACUUGAAGGAGCUACACAACUUGGGAGGAGAAUUAAGAAUUGAAAAUCUGGGACAUGGAAAAGAUGACGUGCUGGAAUGUAAAGACGCAAAUUUAAAGGAUAAGCAACACCUUCAACAACUGUCAUUAAAGUGGGAUGACUCCGAGGAUAAACAUCACCUUCAACAACUGUCAUUAAAGUGGGAUGACUCCAAGCCGGAUGACUCCAAGUGGGAUGGAGAAAGCGAAUGUUAUGAUGAAAAGUGGGAAGUGCUCCGGCCACAUUCAAAUCUUAAAUGGUUGUGGUUGGAGAAUUAUAUGGAAGUGAGAAUUCCAAGUUGGGUCCCUUCUCUCACUAAUCUUGUUUAUUUUGUAUUAAGAAAAAAUAAGAGAUUGCAGCACCUCCCACUGUUAAAUAAAUUCCCUUCUCUCAAGUUUAUCUCUCUACAUGGAAUGGAAGCGCUUGAAUACAUACAGAUAGAUGAAGACAGUGUUAGUAACGUGUCGGGUGCUUCCUCUUCUUCUUCUUCUUUUUUUUUUUCAAAAACACCAUUCUUCCCAUCCUUAUCUUCUCUAUGUAUCGCGGAAUGCCCAAAACUGAAGGGAUGGAGGAGGAAUGAGCCACACCAUUUCUUACUUCCAACAUUUCCUCCUCCUCUUUCUACAUUACGGAUUCGGGAUUGCCCUAACCUGACUUCCAUGCCCCCGUUUCCAUAUUUGAAAGAAAGGCUGAAAUUGAGUAGGUGUAGCUGGAAGGUAGCAAUCUGCUGUCCUCUCCCUCUAUUAGAUGUAUUGUCCUUAAAAGAUGUUGAGGAUUUAGAAUUACUUUUUCAAGAGAUUCGCAAUCUCACCUCUUUAAAAAAGUUGAGAAUUUGUCAAUGUCCCGAGCUGACGUCACUUCCUCAAGAGAUUUGCAAUCUCACCUCUUUAAAAGAGUUGAGAAUUUAUGAAUGUCCUAAGCUGACGUCACUUCCUCAAGAGAUUUGCAAUCUCACCUCUUUAAAAGAGUUGAGAAUUUAUGAAUGUCCCGAGCUGACGUCACUUCCUCAAGAGAUUUGCAAUCUCACCUCUUUAAAAGAGUUGAGAAUUUAUCAAUGUCCCGAGCUGACGUCACUUCCUCCAGAGAUUUACAAUCUCACCUCUUUAAAAGAGUUGAGAAUUGAUCAGUGUCCCCUCUUAUGGCAAAAGAUGAAAGAGGCAAAUAGGUGAAGAUUGGCCCUUCAUUACCCAUGUCCUAAUCGUAAGAGUGGAUGGUCAGAAACAGCAAGAAGAAACAAUUUCUUCAGAACCUUCCCAUAAAAAAAAAUAAUAAUAAUAAUUGCAGAACCAGAGUCAGAGUCAGCUUCUCCUACUUCAGACAAAGAACAAGCUUGGCCCCAAAUUUCGGAACAUAUUCAAAAACUGCAAUUGUGCAAUGACUCAAGAACUAGAACUCAGUGACUGACUUUGAAGUCAAAGAAGAAUGAGAGAAUGAUUGAAUCUAAUUUGUUCUUUCAUGCACCAAUUCAAAGGUUGUUACACUGAAAACAACGCCCAAGUUUUAGAACUUUUGGUUUUUCCAAUGAUUGGUAAUUUUGGCACUUCUCUCUCUGCUAAGGCCGUGGCCUUCGGUUCUUGAAUUUUGGCUGUGGAGUCCCUGUGUGAAAUUGAGGCAGUAAACAUGAGUAUAGGAGGGAAAGAACAUAAAAGUGGAAUCUGAUUGCGUCUUUGACUACUCCAGAACAAAUUAAGGCAAAAUUUGUACCCUAUUCUUCAAAGCUUUCUGGUCAUGGACUCGAUGGUUGUGCAGCCACUGUCUGUACAUUGGACAACAUUGAGCACAUUCUUUUCUCUAAUCACUAUGAAGAAGAGGGGCCCUGCGUGUGGGCCCCCACUCACGAUUAUGGAGCAUUGCGUGAUGGAUUAAUAGAAUACAUGGAGAGUUCUUCAGGCCUAAGAGAGGUAGUAUGAGUAAGGAUGGUUGAGCCAUGACAGGUAAGAGAAGCUGUUUUAUCAAAUGUCCAAAAGAUGGAGUAAUUUGCUGCAAAGUGAUGCAGAGAAACAUGAAUUGAGGAGGCUGUAAUGGAUCAUAAGAGGUGCCCUACAUAUUCUAACCUGGCCCAGAAGGAUCUCACCCCGUUAGCUACACAGAGGAGAGUGUGGCAUAGAAACCAAAAGGAUUUUCAAUGAUAGCUCUACAAAAAUGAACUAUAAUCUUUCAAUAGAUUGAGUGAGUUCUUAAUUUUGUUGCUUUCUCUUCUUGUGCAGUUUGGAGCUCAAUGUUGUGUCCAAGGCAAAUUUGUGCUUGCUCCAUUGAGGUGGCUUUUGAGACUUCCACAACAAAGAACCUCUUCGGCAAGUGCUGUUAUCUCUACCUUAGCUUGGUGAUAUUGUGAAAUUAUUUAUCAAGGCAGAGUUGAUGACCAAAGCUUUGUCCCACCAUAUGCUCUGUACAAUCAAACUUUCAGAAGCCAUGAGAACAUGCAAUUGCACUGGAAAGGAACUUACAUAUUUCUCACAAAUAUUGAAGAUAAAAUGAUGAGAAUGUUUAUGUUCUAGGGUCAACUUCCCUCCCCUGCCCCUCCGCAGGAUAUAUUGAUGAGAAUGCUUAUGUUUUAGGGACAUUAAUUUUUCCCUGCAUUUAACUAUUUACCUCAAUAUCUUAUGGAGGGCCAUUGUUUCAGUUUAGUGAAGUGGCAAAUAGAGAUGACGAUUCAAAUAAGCUUGCAAUUGGUCUCAUAACUCCUUUUUCUAUAUAGAGGGAUGUCAGCCAUUAUAUGGCCAUGUAGUUCCCCAUUGAAUGGUUAUCGAAUGGAGACUAUAUAGCACUAAACAGAAGAAGGGAAAUUUGCAUCAUUCUUGAAUCUAGCUAUCAUGAAGAAGCUGUUGAAGAUCACGUAAUAAUUUGGACUGCUCAGUUUUGUCCUUUUGCAGAAGUAUCGGUCGUCUUCAACAGUUUUGGAAGAGUAACGAGGACAUUUGAGCAGAUCUAGUUAUUUCAUCCGGAAUGCGGAAUUUGCAAUUCUCAACAUGUUGAAAUCUGUUGUCAGCUAGGCUGUCAAAUAUUUCAUUACUUCUUCAAAUAUCAUAAUUCGGGUGGCCAACUUUGUGUUAGGUUUUAGUGGAUUCACUUGGGGGUUGCAAUUAUAACUAGGGUGCCCUUUGUGCUUGUAUGCCAAUUAAUGUUUUUAGUAUUUUAUUUUUCCUUGUGCGGAUAGAAAACUUUGAAAAGAAAUUCUACAUGUCUACAAGCUGGAGAAAUUUUAGCAAAUCAGUCAUUUUUAUUUUUCAAAUUUAAUGAGCUCUGUAUUGCACACUUUGUAUUCGCUCAUUUUGAAUAGUGUUUUCAAUACACAAUUAUUAGUGAUG
Messenger RNA from Quercus robur (English oak), 5770 nucleotides. RefSeq names its product putative disease resistance protein RGA1. The record is from RefSeq and is a predicted model, not a curated record. Gene Ontology annotation, biological process: defense response to other organism. The transcript has 16 exons. Lineage: Eukaryota; Viridiplantae; Streptophyta; Magnoliopsida; Fagales; Fagaceae. Gene Ontology annotation, molecular function: ADP binding; protein binding. Bases 392 to 3631 code for a protein of 1079 amino acids.